Molecule: messenger RNA, 872 nt
Organism: Vigna umbellata (rice bean)
Lineage: Eukaryota; Viridiplantae; Streptophyta; Magnoliopsida; Fabales; Fabaceae
Product: hikeshi-like protein
Biological process (GO): protein import into nucleus
Cellular component (GO): cytosol; nucleus
Molecular function (GO): nuclear import signal receptor activity
Source: RefSeq, a predicted model, not a curated record
UCUUCCAUUUACUCUACCCACAAUUCUUCCAUGACUCUUCCUUUAAAAAGACGAAUAUGUCCCCAUGUAUAUCCAGAAUGUUCUAGAGACUCCCUGAUCUUUCUCUGUUUCUAAAAUUUCUUAGAAAAACACACUAACUCUUCACAGUGCAAGUCAUCACUGAAUGUUUGGUGAAGAAACUCAACUUUGAUAAGAGGGAACACAAGCAAGAGAUUCUCAACAUGUUCGGAGUAGUUUUCCCGAACCGGAGCUUCCCCAUGGACAUCUCAACCUUCGCCCAAAUCGACACAUUCCACUGGGUUCUCGACAUGAACACUUUCGUAGGAGAGGCGUACGACCAGGUUCGCGACCUCUGCAUCUUCCUCCUUAACGGCUUCACCCUACCGCCGGAGAAAGCGCUCGCCGUCUACAUCCAGUCGCCAGGAUCGCCCUUCGUCUUCUGCGGCGCCGUCACUGUGGCGCGCCCCUCUGCCGUCCUCACACUCUCGUGGCCGGAGCCCGGCGCUGGUGGGCCGCUGCAGCUGACGGCGGACGCGCAGCCGCUUUCUGCGAAGAUCGGCGUGUCGGUGGAAGAUCUGGCCACGUUGCCGUCGCUGGACGUGGCGGCAGAGAAGCGAAUUGAAGGGUUGGCGAUGAAGGUUGGAGAAAACCUGUUCAAUUUCAUGCAAUCGUUUUGCGGUGUGGAUGGGUCCAAGUUGGUUGUUCCCAUGGAUAUCUUAGACCGGUGGUUCAAAAAGUUUCAAGAACGGGCCAAGCGUGACCCUGAAUACUUGAAGGGUUUCGCUAUGUAAGUCUAGAAUGCCCUUUUUUGUUAAUUAAUUGUUUAAAUUUGUAAUGACAAAAAAUAUAGAUGGAAUACUAUCUUGUAUUGU